Molecule: messenger RNA, 1523 nt
Organism: Sitophilus oryzae (rice weevil)
Lineage: Eukaryota; Metazoa; Arthropoda; Insecta; Coleoptera; Curculionidae
Gene: Paics
Product: multifunctional protein ADE2
Exons: 7
Coding region: 149-1429 (426 amino acids)
Biological process (GO): 'de novo' IMP biosynthetic process
Molecular function (GO): phosphoribosylaminoimidazolesuccinocarboxamide synthase activity
Source: RefSeq, a predicted model, not a curated record
AACCAUUUAAUUCAUAUUUGGAGGUUUUAUUCAAAAUAGCGCAUGCCAUUGGAGCACUAGAGAAGCCACGUUGAUUCUAACCUAGUUUUGUUUUAAUUUUUAAAGUGUUGCAUUCCUUCAAUAAAUAUUAGUUUUAUAUACAAUUAUCAUGGCUAAAAUCGUGAAACAAAUUGGCGAAUACAAAUUAGGUGAUUUGAUUAUCGAAGGCAAAACGAAGCAAGUUUAUGAUCUUCCAUCUGAACCUGGACAUUGUAUUCUGCUGAGCAAGGACAAAAUUACUGCAGGAGAUGGUGUUAAAAAGCACGAUCUGAAAGGCAAAGCCGAAAUAUCAAACAAAACGGCAUGUAAAGUUUUUGAUAUUCUUAAAUCUGUUGGUGUCCCUACUGCCUUUGUUCGACAGGCAACCGAAACAGCGUUUGUAUCUCGAAAAUGCGAGAUGAUCCCUAUAGAAUGGGUCACCAGAAGACUGGCGACGGGUUCUUUCCUAAAAAGACACCCCGGAGUGAAAGAGGGCUACCGUUUUGCUCCAGUGAAACACGAAACUUUCUUUAAGGACGACGCCAAUCACGAUCCCCAAUGGUCAGAAGAACAAAUCAUUAGUGCGGAGUUUGAACUCAAUGGACUCAAAAUUGGUGAGAAAGAAGUCGAUUACAUGGCCAGAAUUUCAGUUCUAGUCUUCGAAAUUCUGGAGAAAGUAUGGCAAACCAGACAAUGUGCCUUGAUAGAUAUGAAAAUCGAAUUUGGAGUGGAUACAUCAGGAGAAUUAGUUGUUGCUGACGUCAUAGAUUCGGAUAGUUGGAGACUGUGGCCUUCAGGAGACAAGAGACUGAUGGUGGACAAGCAAGUAUACCGAAACCUGACCACUGUAACCGACAAAGAUCUCGAAACGGUCAAGCGAAACUUCGAAUGGGUUGUGGAUCAACUUGACCAUCUUUUACCUCCCAACGAUCAUUUGGUGGUUAUCGUUAUGGGCAGCCCAAGCGAUAAGGAUCACUGUAACAAAAUCAAAAAACACUGCCAAGACCUGGGUCUCAACGUGGAGAUUCGCGUGUCUUCGGCCCACAAGACCACAGAGGCAGCUUUGAAAAUAAUUAGUCAUUACGAAUCACUAAACGUAAAAAUCGUCUUUAUCGCUGUUGCCGGCAGAUCAAAUGGUUUGGGUCCUGUCAUAUCAGGAAACACAGACUUUCCAGUCAUCAAUUGUCCACCUUUGAGCAAAGAUGACGUGGAUAGAGAUGUCUGGUCGAGUCUCAAUGUGCCAAGUGGGCUGGGUUGUACAACUGCGAUCUAUGCAGAAACAGCAGCACUAGCUGCAGCUCAGUCGGUUGGUUUAACCAAUUACAUUGUUUGGUCGAAGUUAAGAGUGAAGAGAUUGAACAACUACAAAACAUUGCCGAAAUUCGACCAAGAAUUCAGAAAUAAGGAAUAAUUAGAAAUAAUCGUAUAAUUGUAUAUUUUUUUCAUGAUUUGUUACACAUUUACAAGUUUAUUAUUCGUAUUUUUAUUAAAAUAGAAAAAAUACA